CACCAACACCCAGGCACCCAAACAGACAUUCAUCACCACUCACGUCGUGCGUUGGUUGCGCGCUGCCCGCUCUGAUCACGGCUUGAGGUUCUCGAAUAUAGCCAACAAUGACCCGCCACACCCCCGAUCUCCUGCGGGCGCGCAGCUCCAACCUGACGCUGCGCUCGCUGGCCAUGGAGCAGCAGCCCGUCGCCGACCACGGCCGCGACCGCAUUGUCGAUGACAGGGUCGAUGCCAAGGAUCUACGGCCCGAGGCCUUCACAAAGCCAUACUGCGACUUCAUGACCGAGAACCCGACCGUGUUCCAUGUCGUCGACUACUUCAAGCAGAAGCUGCUCAAGGUCGGCUACACGGAGCUCUCGAGCCGCGACAGCUGGGUCGGUAAGCUUGAGCCCGGCGGAAAGUACUUCACCACGCGCAAUGGCAGCUCCAUCAUCGCCUUUGCCGUCGGUAAGGCCUACAAGCCCGGGAACGGCAUCGCCAUGAUCGCCGGCCAUAUCGACGCGCUUACGGCUCGUCUUAAGCCCACGAGCACGAAACCAAAUAGGGACGGCUACGUCCAGCUCGGCGUUGCGCAGUACGCCGGCGCGCUGAACGAGACGUGGUGGGAUCGGGACCUCAGCAUUGGCGGCCGUGUCAUCGUCCGGGACCCUGAGACGGGCAAGACCACGGUGAAGCUCGUCAAGCUGGAUUGGCCAAUUGCCCGCAUCCCCACCCUGGCGCCUCACUUCGGCAUCGGCAUGACAGGCCGCAACAACCGCGAGACCGAGAUGGUGCCCAUCAUCGGUCUUGACAACAGCGACCUGUCCUCUGCCACGGAGCCCGAGGCGCCCCUCGGCGGCCAGGGCUCGUUCGCCUCUACCCAACCGCCCAAGCUGGUCAAGCUCAUCGCGAAGCAGCUCGGCAUCUCUGACUACAGCACCAUCCUCAACUGGGAACUCGAGCUCUUCGACCUGCAGCCCGCCACCGUCGGCGGCCUCGACAAGGAGCUCAUCUUCGCCUGCCGCAUCGACGACAAGCUCUGCUCCUGGGCCGCCUUCAUGGCGCUCCUGCACGCGAAGUCGGACCCGUCUGACGGCGUCAUCAAGCUCGUCGCGCUCUUCGACGACGAAGAGAUCGGCUCGCUCCUCCGCCAAGGCGCUCGCGGCAACUUCCUCCCGUUGACCGUCGAGCGCGCCGUCGAGAGCCUCACCGCGCACGCCAACAGCAGCCGCAGCACCAACAGCAAACCGACGGUCUUCGGCCCGGGCCUGCUCGGCCAGACGUACGCGUCCUCCUUCCUCGUCUCGUCGGACGUGACCCACGCGGCGCACCCCAACUUCCCGCAGACCAACCUCGCCGGCCACUCGCCGCGGCUCAACGUGGGCGUCGCGCUGUGCGUCGACGCGUCGGCCCACAUGACCACCGACAGCGUGUCCAUGGCCAUCCUCGACCGCGUCGCCGCGCUCGCCGGCUGCGUCAACCAGCGCCACAUGGUCCGCAACGACUCGCGCUCCGGCGGCACCGUCGGCCCCAUGCUGAGCGCCGCCAUGGGCGUCAAGGCCGCCGACGUCGGCAUCCCCCAGCUGAGCAUGCACAGCAUCCGCGCGACCACGGGCAGCUUGGACCCGGGGCUGGGCGUGAAGUUCUACAAGGGCUUCUUGGACCACUGGGAGGCCGUCGAUCGGGAGUGGCGGGCUUAGAGCUCGGUGCGUGCGGUGUGGGGUGGGUGGUCUGAGCGGAAUGCAUUCCGGCGUAGCAUACAUAGUAGGCGGUUGGUAGAUAGUCUGGCCUCGUCUGUACAAAGUGUAGACUGGUACACUGUGUGAACGGGGAGGGAGUAUAUACGUAUAAUUCUGUUCUAGACGU
Thermothielavioides terrestris NRRL 8126 is the source of this 1848-nucleotide messenger RNA. RefSeq lists its product as uncharacterized. Bases 108 to 1682 code for a protein of 524 amino acids. The transcript is spliced from 3 exons. Gene Ontology annotation, cellular component: fungal-type vacuole. Gene Ontology annotation, biological process: proteolysis. NCBI's taxonomy places the organism in Eukaryota, Fungi, Ascomycota, Sordariomycetes, Sordariales, Chaetomiaceae. Gene Ontology annotation, molecular function: metalloaminopeptidase activity; zinc ion binding. The record is from RefSeq and is a predicted model, not a curated record.